AUGAGUGACUUCGGCGACGGCGAUGAGGGCAUGCGAGACUUCGGCGAUGCUGAGUAUGUGGAGCUCCAUUGGAAGCUGGAUAAUCUGUGCUACACAUGCGCUAACUGCUGAAGGGGAUUUGAUGAUAACCUGAUCGAGGAGACCACCUACGAGGACUUUGGCGGAAACGGUUGGUCUAUACUCCAGAGAUGAACUGGCUGGCCAUCUGCGCAGGAGGUAGAAGUUGACACGAGAUAGGAGAUCUGGAUGUGGAUCCGAAUGAGGCUCCUCAAGACGCGCUGUUGAACAGCACCGACUACACGGAUCAAAACGUUGUCACAAGUGGUCAAGAGCCGGGCCUAAACACUGUCAAAGGAGUCAAGAGCAAGAAAAUCCCAAACGACAAGCGAACAUCGACUCCUUACAUGACAAAGUACGAGCGCGCGCGUGUCCUCGGUACACGAGCGCUCCAGAUCAGGUAGGCGAAGCCGUACUCGAAGUUUAGGCCAGAGCUGAUGAUAGAUAAGUAUGGGUGCUCCUGUCUUGGUCGACGUCGAGUCCGAGACCGACCCACUUCAGAUUGCUCUCAAAGAGCUGCGCGAGAAGAAGAUUCCACUGGUCGUCCGGAGAUAUCUACCAGACGGCUACUACGAGGACUGGACAUGUGAGGAGCUGCUUUAG
Messenger RNA from Lecanosticta acicola, 660 nucleotides. Lineage: Eukaryota; Fungi; Ascomycota; Dothideomycetes; Mycosphaerellales; Mycosphaerellaceae. The record is from the annotation of a GenBank genome assembly.